This is a messenger RNA of Epinephelus lanceolatus (giant grouper), 1561 nucleotides long. RefSeq names its product serine hydrolase-like protein. The record is from RefSeq and is a predicted model, not a curated record. Gene Ontology annotation, cellular component: membrane. NCBI's taxonomy places the organism in Eukaryota, Metazoa, Chordata, Actinopteri, Perciformes, Serranidae.
AGACCGGCCUGGAAAGUCACUCAGGUCAGAAGUUUUAAGCUAUUUUCUCACUGUUUUACGUUUUUAAACCAUCUUUUGUUCAGCAGAGGUGUCCUCCAACAUGAUGCAGGCUUUGAAAGGCGUCAGACAUCUUCAGUCCAGUGCUAUAAAACAAGCAGUUUCAGAGCUCUCCUUCCCGGUGCCAUGGGGAGAAAUCAAAGGGAAAGUCUGGGGUCCUGAUCACGGUCGGCCUGUGCUGUGCCUGCACGGAUGGGCUGACAACUGUGGCACAUUCAACACCCUCAUUCCCCUGCUACCCAAAGAGUGCAGAUACGUGGCAGUGGACCUGUCAGGUCACGGUUGGUCGUCGCAUCGUCCUCCUGGAGUUUUCUACAAUUUUCCUGGGUAUCUGCUGGAUGUACGCAGGGUCAUUGACGCUCUUCAGUGGAGUAAAUUCUCCAUCAUAGGCCACAGCAUGGGUGGUAACAUUGCUGGAAUGUUCAGUUCACUGUAUCCUGAGAUGGUGGAUGCUCUUGUUUUGCUGGACUCAUAUGGAUUCUUACCCACAGAUCCGAAAGAAAUGCUUGAAGUAAUGAGGCAGGGGACAGAUCAGAUGAUUGAGUAUGAAAAAAUGACGAGAGAGAAGACGAGGAGAGUCUACACUUAUGAAAAUGCAGUAGAGAGGCUGUUGGCUGCAAACCCAACUCUGUCUGAACACUCUGUGCGCAUCCUUUUAGAGCGAGGUAUAGUUGAAGUUGAAGGAGGUGUGGCCUUUACCAGAGACUUUCGGAUUAAUCUGAAAAAUACAUCGCGCAUCAGUUUUGAGCAGGCUCUGGAACUGCAGUCGGGGAUACAAGCCCCCGUUUUAGUUGUUAUAGCAGAGGACGGCUUUGAGAAACUAUUUGUGAAACCAGAGCACAGACCAUUUACAUCAGCAAUUCUCCAGGCCUAUAGGGACAGAAAUCACUCUGUGGUGGUGACGGUACCAGGCGAUCAUCACAUCCAUCUGAAUAACCCUGAAGUCGUUGCUCCACUUGUGUCUGACUUUCUGCUGACAAAACUGUUGAAACGGACAGCUAAACAAACAGAAAAACAGGCCUCAGUGUCAUAGCAAACACACAUACACACACACAAACACGUACACACAUCAGUUUUGCCUUAAGUCAUACUUCACUUCUGGUGAAAACAAUUAUUUAACAUGUGUAUUUAUACUUAACAGUUUACACUCAACUUGGGAGCUUAAAUCUGUCAAACAGCUAUUGUAGCAUCAAAUCAUUUAGGUUCAUUUUAGUUUUGGUGGACUCCUAAAUUAUUUAAAGCAGCUGUGCGUAACUUUAUGUUUUCGUUGAUUAUAGCGCCCCUUUGGUCAAAGCAGUAUCACACCCACACCCUGGUGUCGUAAAAUUCUGACUGCAGCCGGCAUUCGGCUUCAUUCAUAAAAUCUCGACUGCAACCGGCAGUUACCGCAUGCAUUUGUUUUGGAGAGUGAGAGGAUCAACGUUACUAACGUUCUUAUAAACUGAGGACAACUGCCUGCUGUAUAUUUGUGUUCAUGGUCACAGUCACAGAUAAUUUUGUUGCG